Molecule: messenger RNA, 1506 nt
Organism: Dissoconium aciculare CBS 342.82
Lineage: Eukaryota; Fungi; Ascomycota; Dothideomycetes; Mycosphaerellales; Dissoconiaceae
Product: cytochrome P450
Exons: 2
Coding region: 1-1506 (501 amino acids)
Molecular function (GO): monooxygenase activity; oxidoreductase activity, acting on paired donors, with incorporation or reduction of molecular oxygen; heme binding
Source: RefSeq, a predicted model, not a curated record
AUGGUGCCAAUCGUGAGCUUCAUCCUGGCGAGCCCGGAGCGCACAGCUCUGGUCCUCGUGCUCCUACUGGUCUUGCGUCUGGCUUACUCGGCCAUCUACAACAUCUUCUUCCAUCCCAUAGCGCACUUCAAAGGACCUCUGCUAGCGAAGAUCAGCCCCUUGUACAAGAUCCAAUGGGAGCUCAACUCCAACCGAGUGCUCGCGAUCGAAAGGUUACUACGACAAUAUGGAAGUCCGGUACGCAUCGGGCCCAACGAGUUGGCAUUCGCAGAUGAGAAGUCGUACAUCGACAUCUACGGCCAACACUCCAAUCCGUGCCCGAAGAGUCCCGCAUACAACCUCUUCUCCUCAACGGAGUGCGGGAAUCUGUUCAGCAUGCGAGACCGCAAGGAACACGCGCGCCUCCGAAGAUUCUUCGCGCCGGCAUUCUCCGCCCAAAGCCUGAGAGCCUCCGAAGGUCAAAUCGCCGAGCGGAUCGAUUGGUUCGUCGAGCGGGUCAUUUUGCCCGCGACUGAAUCGUCUCAGCCGCUGGAGAUGUUCGAAAGCAUCUACCGCCUGAACCUCGACAUCAUCAGCCUCCUCAGCUUUGGGAAAUCGCUCGACACGCUCAAGGGUGAGAAUCGAAUCGCAGUUCGCGGAGUCAAAUCUUUCACCACCAUCAUCCCACUCACCGCCAUGCUCCCCAUCCUACGCUAUCUUCCCACGGAUACCAUCCGCCAAGGGUUCCGCGGCCUCCACGAGCUCGAGGAAUUGACCCGCGCCUGUCUGACCGCCUACAAGUCCCGCAUCGACGCCGGCGAGAUCAAGGAUGAGGAGAGCCGCUCACUCGUCUACAACCUCCUCACGGCGUCGGACCCCGAGGGCGGCGCCAACCUGACCAUGGAUGAGCUCGUUGCGAAUUGCAUCGUCUUCCUGGUCGGCGGCACCGACACGACGACCAUCACCGUCUGCUACGCGUUCUGGGAGCUCGGCCGACGCCCCGAGAUCCGCGCGAAGCUGCGGAAGGAGAUCCUCGCCGCGUUCCCGGAUCCCGGCGUCAUGCCUACGUACGAGCAGACCUCCAAAUUGGCCUACCUGAACUGCGUCAUCGCCGAGACCCUCCGCCUCUGGGGCCCCCUCAGCACCGCGCGCGCCAUGCGCGUCUCCCCCGGCCGCGUGCUCGGGAGGCACUUCGUGCCCGGCGGGGUGAAGGUCUGCACGAACAUGUACGCGGCGGCGCGGGACCCGGACGUCUACGGCGACGCGGAGAACUUCAUCCCCGAGCGCUGGCUGGCGGCGACGGGGCGGAUGAGGAACAUGUCCCGCCCGUUCUCGCUGGGCCCCGCGAUGUGCGUGGGCAAGCCACUCGCCGACAUGAACAUCUCGUUGGCGCUGGCGAGGAUCCUCCAGGUGGUGGAUGUGCGGUUGGAAGCUGGGGUCAUGCGCGACGAUAUGAUGCGCACGAGGGACAAGGGCAUCUUACACCCUUGGGAUGAGAAGCUUGUCGUUCGGGUGAAGAGGGAUUGA